Salvelinus namaycush (lake trout) is the source of this 1794-nucleotide messenger RNA. RefSeq names its product WASH complex subunit 1-like. Gene Ontology annotation, biological process: retrograde transport, endosome to Golgi; exocytosis; Arp2/3 complex-mediated actin nucleation. The record is from RefSeq and is a predicted model, not a curated record. Gene Ontology annotation, molecular function: gamma-tubulin binding; alpha-tubulin binding. NCBI's taxonomy places the organism in Eukaryota, Metazoa, Chordata, Actinopteri, Salmoniformes, Salmonidae. The transcript is spliced from 12 exons. Bases 224 to 1615 code for a protein of 463 amino acids. Gene Ontology annotation, cellular component: early endosome; recycling endosome; WASH complex.
ACAGACAGAGUCGAUGUUGUGUUUUAGCGGAGAGUAAUAAACAACCAACUAUUAGAUAGAUAACUGCGGCCGUGUACACACUACACGCUGUCAAUGGUCAGCUGUGAGUGUGCCAAUCUCCCGAGCUGUCUGGGUCCACAAUCCGGAGAGAGAGGGCUGUUGCCUGGGAGAUGAGACUCCAGCACAGCAGUGGCUGGGGCCGCCGAGAGCUGGAUGUAAAAGGAUGAGUGUGAAGCAGUGUCUGGAGGGUCAGGUGUACUCUGUGCCUCUGAUACAGUCAGACCUGAGGAGGGAGGAGGCUGUUCACCAGAUAGCAGACACCCUGCUCUACCUAGAGACUAUCUCUACUGACAUCUUUACCAGGGUGUCUGAGAGUGUAGAGCGGAACCGCUGUCAGCUGCAGAGUGUGACAGAUCGAAUCAGGCUAGCCCAGGCCCGUGUCAACAAGAUCAAAGGCAGCAAGAAGGCCACCAAGGUGUUCUCCAGUGCUAAGUAUCCAGCUCCAGAGCGUCUCCAGGAUUACUCCUCCAUCUUCAGUGGAGCCACAGACCCUGCCUCCCAGACAAGCCCCCGAUACCGCAUACAGGCCAAACUACGACCCCUUGAUGACAAGGCCCUGCAGGAGAAGUUGUGUUAUUACCCGGUGUGUGUGAGCAGUAAGAAGCGUUCGGAGGAUGAGACCGAAGAGGGGCUGGGCGGUCUGCCUCGAAACAUAUCCUCUGUCAGCUCCCUGCUGCUCUUCAAUACUACAGAGAACCUGUAUAAGAAGUAUGUUUUCCUGGACCCCCUGGCUGGGGCGGUGACUAAAACACACACCACUCUGGAGACAGAGAAGGAAGAGAAACCAUUUGACGCUCCCCUAUCCAUAACCAAGAGAGAACAGCUGGAGAGACAGACAGCAGAGAGCUACUUCUAUGUUCCAGACCUGGGUCAGGUCCCAGAGAUAGAUGUCCCCUCCUACCUACCAGACCUGCCAGGCAUUGCUGACGACCUGUCCUACAGCCAAGACCUGGGGCCCGGCAUCGCACCCUCUGGACCCACACACACCUUCCCUGAACUACCCUCCUUCUCUGGGGAGGACAUGCCCGGUUCUCAAUUCCAAGUUGCAGUCCCGCCUCUUCCCCCACCUCCUCCUCCCCCACCAGAGCCCACACAUAUCCCCACCCCUCCCCCUGGUCUCCCCCCUCCUCCACCUCCUCCCCCACCUCCACCUGCAAAUAGCCCUGCAGACGCCAGCACAGCUCCUGUAGUGGGCGCUCCCAGCGAGGUGGUUGAAUCAAACAGCCGGGCCAGUCUACUAGAGUCCAUACGCAACGCUGGAGGCAUUGGCAAGGCCAAACUACGCAACAUCAAAGAACGCAAGAUGGAGAAAAAAAAACAGAAGGAGCAGGAACAAGUGGUAGCAGCAGCCAGUGGAGGAGACUUCAUGUCAGAUCUCUUCAAUAAGUUGGCCAUGCGAAGGAAAGGUAUCUCUGGUAAGGGUCCUGUAGGCGGAGACUCAGGGGAGGGCACAGCUGGCUCUGGCAGCGCAUUCGCUAGGAUGUCCGAUGUAAUCCCGCCUCUUCCUGCCCCCCAUCAGCCAACCGCUGAAGACGAGGACAACUGGGAGGCCUGAGACUAUCAGAACCAAUGGAACUCUGAGCACAUCUAGCUCUAAGCCAAUCAAAGAACAGAAUACUGAGGAAGAAAACUAACUUUUGUUGAUUUUUUUUUUUUAACCUUUAUUUAAGUAGGCAAGUCAGUUAAGAACAAAUUCUUAUUUACAAUGACGGCCUACCCCGGACCAAUUAUGCG